Molecule: messenger RNA, 2161 nt
Organism: Myotis daubentonii (Daubenton's bat)
Lineage: Eukaryota; Metazoa; Chordata; Mammalia; Chiroptera; Vespertilionidae
Gene: DYRK4
Product: dual specificity tyrosine phosphorylation regulated kinase 4
Exons: 11
Coding region: 22-1584 (520 amino acids)
Biological process (GO): peptidyl-threonine phosphorylation; peptidyl-serine phosphorylation
Cellular component (GO): nucleus; cytoskeleton; cytoplasm
Molecular function (GO): protein serine/threonine kinase activity; protein serine/threonine/tyrosine kinase activity; ATP binding
Source: RefSeq, a predicted model, not a curated record
GAGAAUCAAAAUCAGAAUCAGAUGCUGGCCUCUGAAGACAGGGCUUCAGAAAUGCCUUCCCUUUCAAACACCAACCCCCAAGAUCCCAAGUCCAAGGAGAAGCCACGAAGGAAGCAGAAGGUGCCUCUGACAGCGGCAGAGGCCCUAAAGUGUUUUAGGAACCAACUGUCUUCUUAUGAGCAAAGUGAAAUCCUGGGCUACACAGAGCUGUGGUUCCUGGGGCUCAAAGCCAAGAAGCUCGACGUGGAUCCUGAGAAAUUCAGCAAGACGAGUUUUGAUGAUGAACAUGGCUCCUAUAUGAAGGUCCUGCAUGACCACAUUGCCUACCGCUACGAGGUUCUGGAGAUGAUUGGGAAAGGGUCAUUUGGACAGGUGGCCAAGUGCUUGGAUCACAAAAACAAUGAGUUGGUGGCUUUGAAAAUCAUCAGGAACAAGAAGAGAUUUCACCACCAGGCCCUGGUGGAGCUGAAGAUCCUGGACUCUCUCAGAAGGAAGGACAAGGACAACACCUACAAUGUGGUGCACAUGAAGGACUUUUUCUACUUCCGCAACCACCUCUGCAUCACCUUUGAACUCCUGGGAAUCAACUUGUAUGAGUUAAUGAAGAAUAAUAGCUUUCAAGGCUUCAGUCUGUCAGUAGUUCGGCGCUUCACCCUCUCUGUUUUGAAAUGUUUACAAAUGCUUUAUCUAGAGAAGAUCAUUCACUGUGAUCUCAAGCCUGAAAAUAUUGUGUUACACCAGAAGGGCCAAGUCUCUAUUAAAGUUAUUGACUUUGGGUCAAGCUGUUAUGAGCAUGAAAAAGUGUACUCGUAUAUCCAAAGCCGGUUCUACCGAUCGCCAGAGGUGAUUCUGGGCCAUCCCUACAACAUGGCCAUUGACAUGUGGAGCCUGGGAUGCAUCAUGGCUGAACUGUACACGGGCUACCCACUGUUCGCCGGGGAGAAUGAAGUGGAGCAGCUGGCCUGCAUCAUGGAGGUGCUGGGCCUGCCACCAUCUCACUUCAUUCAGACGGCCUCCAGGAGACAGACAUUCUUUGAUUCCACAGGUUUUCCUAAAAAUAUAACUAACAAUAGGGGGAGAAAAAGAUACCCGGAUUCCAAGGAUCUCACGAUGGUGCUGAAAACCUAUGACUCCAGCUUCCUGGACUUUCUCAGAAGGUGUUUAGUAUGGGAACCUUCUCUUCGCAUGACCCCUGACCAGGCUCUCAAGCAUGCUUGGAUUCAUGAUUCACGGAAUCUCAAAGCACAGCCCAGGCCCCAGACCCUGAGGAAACUCAAUCUCUCUUUAUCCUCUGAGGCAAGAAAAGACAAGGUUCAAGGGCAUCACCACUUGGAUAAAAAAGAUGUGAUUAUCAAAGAGACUACAGACAAAAUAAAAGAUGACACCACCAAGCAGUUUCAAAAUUCAGGUGAUCAGCAGGGCUCUCUCCAGCAUGCUGCUGAAGUUGUCCAACUGCCUCACCUAGUAGAAGCUUCCAGUAAACCAGAGGCAGUUGUCAGGCCAGAGGAGUCCAAGACCUCCACAGAGCAACAAAGCAAGAACUCCUCCCCCAAGAACACAAGCAUUUUACCACCUAUUGUAUGACCUCUGCUGAGGGCGUGUCCUGUUCCUUUUCACCAAUGAUUUGUAUUAGAGACCACACUUAUAUUGUACAAUACAUAAGAUUGUUGUUUUUAAUGCAUAAAGGUUUGUUUAAAAAACAAAACAAAACAAAAACAACUCUUUUCACAUGGCCAUUGGCAUGAUUCCUGAUAUGAGGGGGUGGGAGAGAAUGUCCUUGCAUCUAUAUUCCCUCCUUAUGCCCUCAACCAGAUAAAGCAAUGGGGGUGUGUUUAUAUGGGUUUGUGUGUGUGGAGGGGAUGUUAAACACUCAGUUAUAUCAUCACUAAUAGAACUCUAUAGUUUGUUUUUGCCCAUGACAGGAUUCUUAUUUGAAAAUGAGAGAAGCUAAAUCCAAACUAGUUUAAGCAACAAAGGACAUUCAUUGGUUUAUAUAAUCGGGCAAUCAGAAGGGUAUGUGUAGUUUCAGGCACAGCAGAAUCUAGGAAUUCAAACCAGGUCAUAGGGCUCAGACUCCCUCUACAUUUUAACCUUGCUUCUUUUUAUGGUUAACCUCAUUCUGAAGACAAGCUGUGUCCAGAGUUAAGAUUAUCAUCAUCAU